GGAGAGAGUUUUCUCCUCUGUGGGCGAAAGCCGAAAGGACGAGUAGAAGGACUAAAAACUCGAGCGCGAGCGAGCGAGCGAGCGAGAGAGAGAGAGAGAGAGAGGACCUCGUUUCUGCUCCCAGUGCCAAGCCCCAUUAGUUCUCAAAAGGCCUAUAUCGCCUGAGCGAAGUUAAAGGGUGCUGCCGUUGAAGAAUCGCAGAUGGGGUCUCUGCUUGGCGACUGGCCCUCCUACAAUCCUCACAACUUCAGCCAACUCCGACCCGCCGAUCCUUCUGCCCAGCCUUCCAAACUCACGCCUGUCACAUAUCAUCCUACUCAUAGCAGGACUCUUCCACCGCCUAAUCAAGUCAUAUCAACUGAAACCAGAAAUAUCCUUUUGAGACAAUUCUAUCAGAAACCAGAGGAAAAGUUGAGACCAAAAAGGGCUGCCUCGGAUAAUUUGACUCCUGCUCAUGGCUCCAAGCAGCUUAGAGGGGCCUUUGCAGAUGGUUCCAACUAAGCUUCAUCACAUGGUCUAGGUUUUUUUUCAUAUGUCCAGUGUGCCUACUCCUACCUUGAUAUCUUCAUCAUAUAGCAGUCUUGAUGACCAUUCUUUUUUUUUUGGUCGAUGGAUGUUGCAUGCUUUGCAGGCAUGUGGUGUAUGUGAAUAGUUAUAGUUUCUGAAUGGAUGAAUUAAUAAACAGGGAGGUAGAAUUCCCAUUUGUGAUA
This is a messenger RNA of Phoenix dactylifera (date palm), 710 nucleotides long. Its product is annotated as DET1- and DDB1-associated protein 1. NCBI's taxonomy places the organism in Eukaryota, Viridiplantae, Streptophyta, Magnoliopsida, Arecales, Arecaceae. Gene Ontology annotation, cellular component: Cul4-RING E3 ubiquitin ligase complex. The record is from RefSeq and is a predicted model, not a curated record. Gene Ontology annotation, biological process: positive regulation of proteasomal ubiquitin-dependent protein catabolic process.